Molecule: messenger RNA, 1273 nt
Organism: Ictalurus furcatus (blue catfish)
Lineage: Eukaryota; Metazoa; Chordata; Actinopteri; Siluriformes; Ictaluridae
Gene: cldni
Product: claudin i
Exons: 4
Coding region: 105-740 (211 amino acids)
Biological process (GO): cell adhesion; bicellular tight junction assembly
Cellular component (GO): bicellular tight junction; plasma membrane
Molecular function (GO): structural molecule activity
Source: RefSeq, a predicted model, not a curated record
CCAUCCUCCAUCCCUCCUUCAUCAGACUCCCAAGCGAGAGACAACGAGAAGACCCAAAGAACUUAUUCCACGCUCUUCAGAGAAACUCAAGGCUUCUGAGAAGGAUGGGAUCGGCAGGAAUACAGAUCGUGUGUGUGGGUUUGGGAAUUCUGGGCCUCAUCGCUGCCAUCGUCACCUGCGUCCUCCCCAGCUGGAAGGUUUCCUCCUUCACUGGACAGAACAUCAUCACGGCACAGGUGCAGCAGGAAGGCCUGUGGAUGGAGUGUGUGUACCAGAGCACAGGCCAGCAGCAGUGUAAAUCCUACGAAUCACUGCUGAUCCUGGGCUCGGACAUCCAGGCAGCUCGUGCCAUGACCAUCGUGUGCUGCAUGGUGUCAGCGCUCUCCCUGCUGGUGCUGUUUGCUGGCGCUGACUUCACCACGUGUGUCGAAAACGAGGACGCCAAGCCGAAAAUCUGCCUGGUGGCAGGUGUGGGCAUGCUCAUAGCAGGCAUCCUGCUCAUCAUCCCCGUCAGCUGGACAGCCAACAACGUCGUGAGCAACUUCAACAACCCGCUGAUGAACCCGGCGAACCGCAGAGAGCUCGGGCCAUGCAUCUUCAUCGGCUGGGCCGGAGGAGUGCUCCUCCUGCUGGGCGGAGGACUGCUGUGCUGCUUCAGCCGCCCGCGAUCCGGAGGCUCUGGAGGCACGGCCAAGUACUACAGCAACAGUGCCUCGGCUCCAGCUAAAAACUACGUCUAGGACAAGUAAAUCUCAAACCUCAUAAGUCUGUAAAUAUGACAUUUCCAGGAUAAUGAAAAAAUAUAACAAUGUCUAUGUUCAUUUACAUUCUUUUUUCUUUUUUUUUUUUUUUUUUGCAAAUCGCUGCUGUCAUGAGAAAACAUCAUUUAUAUAGCUGUAAAUCUUUAAAAAAAAAAAAAAAAAAAAAACACGUUUCAGCAUGUUUUUUUUUUUAAAUGCUGCGUUCAGAACAGCUGGAUUUUUGCAUGACAGCACUGAAAUGAUGUAUUUUAUGAUAUUUAGCUUCAUUAAGAGUCUGUAAGUCGGCGAAGUUUCAGGUAAACCCGUCCUGUAAGAGCAGCUAAAGCUGAACACAAGUCAGGAUUUAGUCAGAGACUUGGUGUAGAAAAGCUUUUUAGACCUGUGUGAGAUGUAAUACACGUGAUCAGCUGUGUGUAACGUCGCUUUGUAAUGAUAAAAUAGUAAAACUGUAACAUCAUGGCUUUGCUUUUUUUUUUUAUAUUUGAUUAAAAUAAACAUUCCUAAUACUUUAA